AUGCCUGACUUCACCUCAGAAUAUUCCAAGCUUCGUUAUUCCUCCGACCCCGCCUGCCUCCUCUGCCAGCUGCGGGACUACGUCUACGCCUGCUAUCACCAGCUGGCGUUCCUGAAGUCGCAGUGUUCUCGAGUCUCCCAGCACGGUGGUUGGCAGGCUUGUGAAUAUGGCCUUCAUGUAAGUGUUUCCAACUCCCCCCUGCAGGCCUUUCUGACCGACGACCCAAGCUCCAAGUUCGAGACACAUCCCUUCGACCCGUGCGACAUCUGCCUCAAGAGCCGUGUAAACAUGGGAUUUCAAAAGCAUGAUUUGCCUGACAAAUUGGAAACUGGCAAGCAUAUUUCCACCAUCCUCACUCCCAGCUGCGGCGGCGAAGAUCCCCUGCUGACAUUGACCUCUUACCUCACCUGCAUCACCAGGCGGACGCCGCGCACCACCGGGGAGCUUGUCUCGUUCUUCCACAAUUUCGGGAAUGAGCUGCACAAUGGAUCUUCAGACUUGUCCAAGCUGGGUUCCGUCCUCUCCAGUCAGCAUGGCCACUGCCCCGACUGGGACCGUCUCAAGGACUCCGACCUCCAAGUCAUCAAGGACGCCAGGGGCUCCGCCCCUCCCAACUCCAACCACAACCACGACAAGGACCAUCCCAACACACUAUCCUCUCUACUUGGCUGCGACAUCACCAAUGCCCAGUGCCCACAGCAUAUGAAGCCCAUCAACUACCGGGCCUACGCCCUGUACUCUCCGACCUUCGCCCAUACCUACCUCAGCUGGACUGUCUAUCUGCCCGACAGACUUCACGAGUCACUGCUCAAGCUGCAAGAUGAUCUCGAGAACCUUCAAUGUCACGACUCCAAGUCCAAGCCCCUCCACCAGUGUGACAAGGCCCUGCCCCUCCUCUACUCUCACGGGUUCACGCCGCCGGAGGGCACGGGACAACCGUCACUCACGUGUUACGAGGUCAUCACCAAGCUCGUGGAAGUGGCCAACGGACAGCCUAUCGCAGACCUCAUGACCGCCAUGGACACAUUCCUCUACGGCAUCCGUGCCCCCUUCCUCUACACCAUCACAGCACUUUGGCUCAUCGCAACACUCUACAUCCUCCACUCACUCCUCUACCGCAUGGACGUCCUGCGUAUACGUUCCCACCUCCUCACCACCACGGCCUCACACCUCAUCGACGUCAAGGCGCUGCUCGCCGGCAGCAGGAGAAUGCUCUCGCUCUACAAGGACGUCGACUACUUCGACGAUGACUUUCACUCGUGA
Molecule: messenger RNA, 1263 nt
Organism: Babesia ovata
Lineage: Eukaryota; Apicomplexa; Aconoidasida; Piroplasmida; Babesiidae
Product: Chitin bind 4 domain containing protein
Exons: 1
Coding region: 1-1263 (420 amino acids)
Source: RefSeq, a predicted model, not a curated record